Gongylonema pulchrum is the source of this 549-nucleotide messenger RNA. Lineage: Eukaryota; Metazoa; Nematoda; Chromadorea; Rhabditida; Gongylonematidae. The record is from the annotation of a GenBank genome assembly.
AUGAUGGAUGAGGAGAUGCGUCGAUUCCCGCCGCAUCGCGAGCGUGAGCCACAUCACUAUGAGAAUGGCAUGGGCGAGCCCCACAUUGGUGGUGGUGGUGGCCGCGAUGCGGAUGACUAUGGUGGUGGUGGUGGUGUUGGCAUCGGCGGGCAUGGCGAAGGUCAGAAACAUCAGGGAGACGAUUUUGACAAUUAUCAACCUGGACAUGAUCAUGGAGAUUUCCGUGGUGGUGAUGAAUUUCGAGGAGAUGAUUACCGCGGUGGCGAUGAAUAUCACGGCGAUGAUUUUCGCGGUGCUUAUCGUGGACGUGGUGGAUUUCGUGGUGCCAGCGGUGGUGGUGUAUCACCAUAUGGUGGAUAUGGACCACAAAAUAUGGGCUGGCGUGCACGCGGUCCUGGAAAUUGGCGUGGUGGCCGAGGUGCAUUUGGCGGCCCGCCAAGAGCCCCCUAUGGAAGUGGCGAUGUUGACGAUGCGCAUGGAUUUGAUCGACCACGAGGUGAGCAUGGGCUAACAACAAUCAGCAAGGGAGUUUUGAGCUCCUUAAUUUAA